AUGGAUCGCCAGCUCCCCUGGAGAACUAGCAAACCGCUUCCACGGGUGCCGGAAAAGCCUCGAGUUCAGUGCCGCUUCUAUACGCAAGGAACUUGUCUGAAAGGGGCAGCGUGCCCAUUCUCGCACGAUGCUGUCGACAACGCAGUCCCUCUUCCGCUGGAGUCGAAACCUCAGCCAGGCCCGGCACAGCAAUGCCGAUAUUUCGCCGCCGGCAGCUGUGUUAGGGGAAGCACCUGCCAUUUUUCCCAUGAACCCGCGCCAUCUUCUGCAGCACCUCAGGUAGACUCAUCAUCUGCCCCUCCAUCGCCAACCGACUCCCGAAAAGAAGUACCGUGCCAGUUCUUUGCCAGAGGGGCUUGCCGGAAUGGCGGCAGUUGCCCGUUUGCACACAUCCGAACGGAGAGCACUAAUGUUGACCAUCAACCCCCGAAUGCGACUGGUGAUGAGAGCCAUGACGCACAUGACGACGAGCCUGAUAACGAUGACUGGUCUCGAGUGUUUGGCGGAGCCAUAGCACUGUUUGGGGUCGGUGCAACAGUUGCAAAAAUAUCUCUUCCGACCGACUUCUCCGCCGUCCUUCUCGAAAACCUGGCCGCGGACAGCUCUCCGACGUCCGUCAAGGCGCUACUUUCCAGACUCGAUGUUGAUAUCUCUUCAGAGGAUAUUCGGAUGAUCACCAUUCCGAAUUCGGACGUGUGCAGUGCCAGCAUCACUGUUGAGGAUCCAGCGUUUGCAAAGACCCUGUGCUCCAAAUUUCUCGCUGCUUACAGAAAACCGCCUGGUGUCAAGGUUACGCAAGCGCAGGUCCCCAUGCCGCGAGAUUCCAGUCUUCAACGUGUGGAAUGCCGAAGAGUUCUGGUUUCCUGGCAUCGAUCAGUUCGGAAUGUUUGGCUCAACUACUCCGAGGAUCGGAUUGCACAGAGGGUAUAUGACAAGUUCAACAAUGGCACGUACACAAUAAAUGGUGCCACAGUCAAGGCAAACCCCCCAGAGAGUAGCAAAAACCAAUGGAACGCUCUGGUGUGGACUGUGAUGCUCACCGGCGUGGAUGGAGCUGUCAACCGGCACACAAUUUCCAAGGCGUUGCCGAAAUCUGACACCCCAAAACACAUCGAACUGGCGGCCCCAACGUACCACAUGACUACCGAACAAGCUAUUGCUGCGGUCGAAUCAAUGUUGCGGCAAAUCGGACCCGUUGAGUGGCAUCGGGCUUCGUCAAAUUCUAAGGGAAAACGCAUAAAGCUCCAAGCUCGCUUCUUUGACGAAGCCCACGCGAGAGAGGCAGCAUCAGUGCUUGACAACAAACCGCUUCCGUUUAGCGAAUCGGCACGGCUCACCGUGCGGUUGGCGACAACGACCAAAGUUAAGGUCUCGGCACGAAUUUAUGUUGCUAUCAGCGAAGCACUGGCAUCUCAGGGGUCCAAGUGGGAACUGGAACAUGUGAAGUUUGUGGCAUACCCUCCGUCCAAUGGCUACCGGAUGCUGAAGCUGGAGGGGGAGGAUAGCAAAGCUGUCGGUGAGGCCAAAAAGACGUUGGAACAACUUAUUGGCGGCCAGGUCGUGAAAGGAGAAGGUAGUGACCUGUGGCACGCCAGCCUCCGUAAAAACGGACCCGAGUCUCAGAGACUCAAAGAGAUUGAAGGACGUUACGGAGUGGUGCUCGUCCGGGACUUGCGCAAAUCACAGCUUCGCGUGUUUGGGCCAGAGAUCAAGUGCCAAGAGGCUACUCGGUCACUUGAGAACUUGAUUGCAGAUAUCAGCUCCUCGUCCAGCCUCGCUCAUGUCAUUGAGCUCGGUCCUGACGACUUCCAUUGGGCGUGCAGAGGAGGGUUUCAGGCGCUCAGGGCGCAACUUGGUGAUGCCAAAGCUACCUUUGAUAUCACCUCGACGCCGAAACGCAUCCUCAUUCACGGAUCCAAGGCGGACUCGACUGUGGCGAGAGCCUUCAUCUCUGAUAGAAAAGAGAACGGGGCCAACACUAUCUCAUCCGACACCGCCUGUCCGGCAUGCUUCUGUGACGCGGAUGACCCUCUUCGGACGUCCUGUGGACACACUUACUGCUCCGAGUGCUUCUCUAAUCUCUGCACGGCUGAAGGGUCAACUACCAACAUUUUCCGCAUCACCUGUGUCGCUGAAUCUUGCAACAAAGCCCUAGAGCUCCCCGAGCUGCGAGACCUGCUCUCUUCCGCCUCAUUCGAAACCCUCUUGCAAUCUUCAUUUGCCUCUUACAUCCGCCAAAACCCAACAGAGUUUCAGCAUUGCCCGACCACAGACUGCAAACAAGUCUACCGCGCCAGUAGCACCGAAUCUUUAGCAACCCACACUGUCUCUCCCACCUUUACGUGCCCGGAUUGCCUAGUAUCAAUCUGUACUUCUUGCCGCGUCUCUCAUACGCCACUAUCUUGUGCCGAACACCGCUCUAAUCAUGCUGAGGGUGCCGAAUUCUCAUCUGAGCAGAAGGCAAAGCUUGGUAUUAAGGAAUGUCCACGCUGUCGGGCCGGGAUUGAGAAGAAUGGUGGGUGCAAUCAUAUUUCGUGUAGCUGCCGUGCGCACCUGUGUUGGAAGUGCUUGGAGGUUUUCAAGACGAGUGAGGAGUGUUAUGCCCAUUUGAAUAGGAUGCAUGGGGGGAUUUAUGAUGAACAAGAUUUACUUUAUUGA
Molecule: messenger RNA, 2658 nt
Organism: Dichotomopilus funicola
Lineage: Eukaryota; Fungi; Ascomycota; Sordariomycetes; Sordariales; Chaetomiaceae
Exons: 2
Coding region: 1-2658 (885 amino acids)
Biological process (GO): proteasome-mediated ubiquitin-dependent protein catabolic process; protein linear polyubiquitination
Cellular component (GO): ubiquitin ligase complex
Molecular function (GO): ubiquitin-protein transferase activity; ubiquitin binding; zinc ion binding
Source: RefSeq, a predicted model, not a curated record